AUGGCCCCAAAUGCGAUUCCCCGCCAAGAUGAGGACGAGGUGUGUCCCGUCUGCAAGUCAUCGCGUUAUCUUAACCCGGACAUGCGAUUCUUGAUCAACCCGGAAUGCUACCACAAGAUGUGCGAGUCGUGCGUGGACCGAAUCUUCUCAUCUGGUCCAGCCAACUGCCCAGUAGCUGGGUGUCGAAAGACCUUACGCAAGAACCGAUUCCGCACGCAAACCUUCGAAGAUAUCAAUGUGGAGCGCGAAGUAGAUAUCCGUCGGCGCGUGAUGCAAAUCCUGAACCGACGAGAAGAAGAAUUCGACACAAAACGGAACUACGACGAUUUCCUCGAACAAAGAGAAGAGAUAAUCGCAAACCUAGUAAGCCGCAUCGACGUCUCCAAAACCGAAGCACAGCUUCAAAAAUACGCCACGGAGAACAUGGCCUCUAUCCGCGCAAACCAAACUCUCGAACAAGAAGAAGCAACCUCUUUCCAAGCCCGCAUAUCCCUAGAACAAGAAGAAGCCCGCAUCCGCCGACAAGCUGCACGCCAAGAAUACGAGAUCGAGCGCCGCGAAGUACAAGCCGGACGCGAAGACUUCCUCACCCGACUUGCCUCCGGCUCUUCGGGAGACGCAGCAGCCAUCGCGCGCGAAGGCCACAAGGUUCUGCUCAAGAAGUCCUCUGCGCGCCGCAGUGAAGAGGAUCGCAUCCGACAGAAACAGGCCGCUCUGCGCUCCGAACCUAAACGAAGUGCGGGCUUGUCGUCUUCUGUGGAUACGGGACUUGUCAAGGGUCUGCGGAAGAUCAAGACGCCUGAACCUGAGAAGCCUUAUGAUCCGUUCAUGGGCUAUGUGCCUGAGAAGAGGGAUUAUUACUCUCUUCAGGAGUCUUAUCCUUCGCAGUUCCUUGACAAUUAUCGUAAUAAUGCAAGCAUGCUUGCUGGAGGGUAUAAUCUGCGGGAGUAUUAUUCGCGUACACUGCUGGAGGCUUUUGCGGGAUUGAGUUGCUUCGUUGGGGAGGAGAUCUCGCAGCGUGAUGCUGCUCGUGUAUCUGAGCCGGUGGCUACAGAGGGUGCGGCUAUCGCUGCGGGCCAGGGUGGAGCGGAGGGCGCAGCUUGA
This is a messenger RNA of Penicillium brevicompactum, 1104 nucleotides long. RefSeq names its product TFIIH/NER complex subunit TFB3. Gene Ontology annotation, molecular function: cyclin-dependent protein serine/threonine kinase activator activity. The record is from RefSeq and is a predicted model, not a curated record. The transcript has 3 exons. Gene Ontology annotation, cellular component: transcription factor TFIIH holo complex. NCBI's taxonomy places the organism in Eukaryota, Fungi, Ascomycota, Eurotiomycetes, Eurotiales, Aspergillaceae. Bases 1 to 1104 code for a protein of 367 amino acids. Gene Ontology annotation, biological process: regulation of transcription by RNA polymerase II; positive regulation of cyclin-dependent protein serine/threonine kinase activity; nucleotide-excision repair.